AUGGAUUCAGCUUCGGACUUAAUUCACUACAGUUACAUGCAAUUCGUUAAAUCAUCGACAGGCACAUCGGACACUGGCCACAAAAGAUCGAAUUACACGUUCAAGGCUGAAUGGUGCAGGGCUUUAGUACCAGUCAUAAAAAAUCGCAAUUUCUCAAUCUUAACGGCAUCACUAUCGAUCCGCGGUGCAAUGAUGUGGAAAGAUUGA
Molecule: messenger RNA, 207 nt
Organism: Clunio marinus
Lineage: Eukaryota; Metazoa; Arthropoda; Insecta; Diptera; Chironomidae
Source: the annotation of a GenBank genome assembly